Molecule: messenger RNA, 1632 nt
Organism: Cyclopterus lumpus (lumpfish)
Lineage: Eukaryota; Metazoa; Chordata; Actinopteri; Perciformes; Cyclopteridae
Product: progranulin-like
Exons: 6
Coding region: 326-1213 (295 amino acids)
Cellular component (GO): extracellular region
Source: RefSeq, a predicted model, not a curated record
AACAACGUAAAGAUAUCAAAGGUCAACGUGAGCAAGUAAACUCUGUUUAAUCAUUGCGGUGUGGGGGCAUGUUUGCAGUAUCAUACGAUGAUAACGAAACUCUUUUUAAAUUCCAAGCGUGGUCAACGGGUGUGAACUGGUUCCAGAAACACUACUGGGCCCAAUCUGACAGUAAGGGACACACUGGGCGGGAUAAACUGUUUGACUUCCAUAUUUUGAUCGGUGGGAGGGCCUGAUCUGCCAUAUAAAGCAGUGCAUGCCUGGUUCACUUCAGAGGAAGUGAGACACGAAGGGCAGUAAGCUGUUGAAUCACUUCACGUGCAAGAUGUUGAGGGUAACUCUGUGGUUACUAGUGGGAGUGUUUGCGUGUGCGUCCUGCUCAAUCACAUGUCCAGAUGGGAACGUCUGCUCUGAUUUCGCCACCUGCUGUAUGACUAAAAAUGGCUUUAGCUGCUGUCCCUAUCCACAAGCAGUGUGUUGCUCUGACUUGACCCACUGCUGCCCCUCUGGGUUUCAUUGUAACAUGGUUACCAAGAUGUGUAUGAAAAACCCGUUGCUGAUGAUCCCCAUGGUGAAGAAGCAAGCUGCAGAGGAACCAAGCCCUCCUGCUCUACCUGUUUCUCCACUUCAGGGGCCCGUGAACAACCAAGUGCCAGACCAACAGAAGAGUUCAGUUGUUCAUUGUGACCUCUACCACGUGUGUCCUGAUGGGACUACCUGCUGCAGACACCCAGCGGGUGUCUGGUUCUGUUGCCUUUACCCUUAUGGAAGGUGUUGUCUGGAUGGCAUUCACUGUUGUCCCCAUGGCUUCAACUGUGACCUCACGUAUACGCACUGUGUGGCGCAAGGCCUGAGAUAUCCGUUCUCCCCCCACAAAAGUAUGUCGUCAAUGCCUGCCUCUCUCAUUCCGCCUUCAGAGGGAAAAAGCAGCUUGCGAGAGACAUCAAUGACAGCUCUGACAGAAGCCAGGGGUGUCAUCACUGAGGAUGGACCCAUUCGCUGUGAUCCCAAGUUUUACUGCUCAGCAGGGACAAGUUGCUGCAAAGGAGCCACAGGCCGAUGGAACUGCUGUCCUUUCCAACUGGGCCAGUGUUGUGCAGAUGGGCGGCACUGCUGUGAUUAUGGAUAUACAUGUGACCCCACCUCCAUGUCAUGCAAGAGAAGGUACUCGGAGAUCCCCUCACGAGCACAAGAAGAAGCCAAAACAGACUGAUGACAAGUUUGUGGACUGUGACAGUUUUACCAUUACGUAUUUCCUUACAUUUUCCUGAUCAAAUCUAAUGCAUCAUCAUCAGACCUAUAGAUAACUGAUAAUUUAGUGAAUAAUGUGCUUAUAACUUUAAAAAAUGAUUUCUCUCCGUAGUGAAUUCCUUUUAGAUUAAUGUUAUCUGUAUUGGUUCUCACAAGGGAUGGGAUGUAAACAUUUGUUCUCAAUAACCAGCUUUGCAAGAUUCCAUACAAAAUGUAGUAGCCAAUCCAUUGCUGUGCUUUCGGAACUAUGUUGAGACUGUAUAAUCAAAUGAUCUCUUUAGCGAUAGACAAGUCAUGGAAAACAAAGCAGAUAAUUGCAUACUUACAAAUAUAUGAACUUUAAAUAAAACGUUAAAUAAAAAAAGGGAGUUAGGAGUGUAA